CUUUUCGCUCUUCCUUUCCCCGUCCCCUUAUUCUCUCUCUUAACUUUCUCUCUCAUCAUUCGUUUCAUAUAUCCUCCCUCAGCCACCGCCUUCCCCUCCACACGCACACAAAAAAAAAUAAAAAAAAUCAGCUCAUUCAAUUCCUCCUCCUGUUCAAUUCCUCGAAUUCGAAAUAGUUCAUAUCAUUUCUUUGAAAAAACUUUAUAUUGAUUUGAAUCUAUUUUUGAUUUUAUUUUCUUCAUAAAGAAUUGAUCGAAGAGAAGAGGAAGAAGAUGGCUGAAGAACACGGAUUUCAGGCUCCGGAAGGCCACCAUCUAUGCGCCAACAACUGCGGAUUCUUCGGCAGUCCGGCGACCCUAAAUCUCUGUUCCAAAUGCUACAGGGACUAUUGUAUGAAAGAAGAACAAGCAAAGUCGGCCAAAUCGGCGGUCGAAAACUCUCUGUUCGCUUCCUCCUCCGUUCCGGCGGUUGUCCUGACGUCUUCUUCUGGCGUGAAGUCGCCGGAAACCGCCGGUGAUGGACGGACGCCGGUGGUUGAUGUGGCGGUGCAGCCGGUGUGUCAGCCGAACCGGUGUUCCGCGUGUCGAAAAAAGGUCGGAUUGACCGGGUUCAAGUGCCGGUGCGGGACCACGUUCUGUGGGACCCACCGGUACCCGGAGCAACACGGGUGCACGUUCGAUUUCAAGUCCGUUGGGAGAGAGGAAAUCGCGAGGGCCAACCCCGUGGUGAAAGCGGAGAAGUUGGAGAAGAUAUGAUCUGAGCCGUUUGAUUAGCCGACCGUGUACGACCAAUUAUUUGUUUGAUGGCCGUCGGAUCCGAAGAGAAACGCAGAUAAUCACGUCACGCGCUUCUUCUUGUGGGCCAAAACCUCAUAUAUAUAUAUAUAUAUAUAUAUAUAUAAAUCUCUCUUUUUUUCAACUUUUGAUUUGAUUUUCUUUUAUUUUUAUUUAAUGGUGGCCUUUGCAUGUAAAAAGCUUUGUUUGUGAUUAAAAAAAAAAAAAAAAAUGCCUCUUUGUGAUUUUAUAAGUUGGGUCCAGUUGAAGAUUCCUACUUGUUUUCAACCUGUCAAGUUGUGUUGUGUGCAUUAGAAAGGAAGUUUGGUGGAAUGAAAAGGAGUGCUUGUAUUAGUUUUAAAUGCCAAUUGUUGGCAUGUCAUUAUUUGGCCAAUUAAGGAUUCAUCACUGUUGUGGCUGU
Molecule: messenger RNA, 1194 nt
Organism: Cornus florida
Lineage: Eukaryota; Viridiplantae; Streptophyta; Magnoliopsida; Cornales; Cornaceae
Product: zinc finger A20 and AN1 domain-containing stress-associated protein 4
Exons: 1
Coding region: 273-755 (160 amino acids)
Molecular function (GO): zinc ion binding; DNA binding
Source: RefSeq, a predicted model, not a curated record